UAGUCGAAUCAUUUUAGCGACACACACGCAUUUCCGCGUAGUUAGCAAUUCAGUGGCGGCAACUGUAAAGUGGGAUUUAGCACAUUUUAAUUUGUAUCGGUUACGUAGGAUGCUGAGAGAUUUACCGCUGCUAGCUAUCAAGUCAGAAAACCUAACCCACCAAGGUAGGUCCAUAUUUGAAGUUCAGUUAGCAUGGACGCUAGGGGGGAAGCAGCUAGCAUGGCCUUAGAAGAAGUCCAACAUCUAACGCCGCAGGGGGACCUGGAGCUAGCGUUAGCAAACAUGACAGUGGAUGGCCUGCUGCAGAAGGGGAAGGCUGUGCAGACAGACAACAUGACAGAAGAUUUGGGUGUCAACACAGACCCGGACUGGGAGAGCCAGGUGGAGGUCAUGAUGGAGUACAGCUCCAGCCUGACAGAGCAGUACAACAGUCUGAUUAGAAAACAGGAUGAGGACGAGGUGGCACACGAGAAAGAUAAACAACAACUGCAGAAGAAGAAGGAGGAGGCCACUCGCCAACACCAGGCUCUUCUGGACAAACUGGAAUCUGUGCGAGUUAAACUGCAGCUGAACAACUCCAAGGCCACCAGGAAGAACUUUUUAACCAAGAAACAGGAAAUGACUUUAGAGAAGAACAGAGCAGAGGAGCUGAGGAACAGGGUGGCCAAGGAGCUGGAGGAGAAUGAAGGGAAACUAACUGCUCUCACAGAAGAGCAGAGCGAGGAGCAGCGGCGGUGGCAGGAGGAGCUGGACGAGCUGAGGCAGGAGAUGGAGCGAGUGACGAAGGAGGCACAGGAGGCAGAGCUGUUGGCCUUACAGGAUGAGGUCGCUGCUGUGGAAAAGCAGAGAGACGUUGCUAUGGCUCGCAUCGAGGCCUGGCUGAGAGAAGUGGGGCAGUACCUGAACGCUCUCAGGGUGGAGUUUCCGCAGCAGUACCAUCACAAGAGGCAUGAGUGGGAGAAGAAGGAAGGUCUGGUCCGAAAGAACCAGGCUGAGCUCCAGAGCCGUUUCCGGGAGGUUCUGCAGCAGCUCCAGCAGGGUCGUGAAUUAGAGUCCCUCCCCAGGAUCAAUGUCCCGACUCUGCCACUGGUCCCCACGGCUGACCUGAGAUUCAGUCAGGUGAUACAGUCCCUGACCCACCCUCAGCCCCCUCCUCCUCAGAGACACCCACACUUCUACUCACAACAGUACCAGCCCCCUCACCAUCCCCAGUACCGUCAGCGCUAUCACCACCCACCACCACAUCACCAUUUACCACCCCCUCAUCGACACCCGCACCAUUUCCAACAGCCUCUCCCACCCCAGCACCAGUUACAGCCCCACAUCAGAGUUCCACUGAGGGUGACUCCCCCUCCCAGUCUCUCCCCGUCUCCUCCUGUUCAACCUAUGCACCCCGAAGCUCCUUCCCCGCCUCCCCUGACUGCUGCUUCUGCUGCUGCCAUUGCCACCUCGGCCCCCACCGACAAACUAGGCAAGGUCCUAGAGAAGCUCGGGACUCGGUUCCCACAAUGCAACAGGGCUCAGCUGACGAUGCUACUCCAGCAGGUGAAAAGCUCUCGUGGUACACUGGCUGGCAUGUCCAUGGAGGAGGUCAUUGAGCAGGUCGGCUUCAAGCUGGUACAGAAUGAGAGAUCAGCCUCGAGGCCAAUCGGUCGGACCACGUCCCCGGGCCCCAUCCAGAGACCAACACCUCCCCAGCAGAGAGCGGCCGCGGCAGCAGCAGGUGGUGGUCAGGCUGCCGGGACCCGUAAACUCUGCCUAAUGUGCCAGAACCAUGUAGAUCCAGAGAGCCGCCACCCACUGAGCUGCUCCCACACCAUCCACAAAGACUGCAUUAGUAUGUGGCUGAAGUCCAGCAGGAAUAAUUCCUGUCCAUUCUGCUCGGGAAAGUCAUAGAGAAAAACUGGUUGUGAAACGUCCAUCGUGACUCUUUGUAGAGCCAUUCCAGAAAGUCCUCUGAUAUAUUAAACACUGAAAAUUUCUGUAUGUUUUUUGUUAAAUACUACCGGCAAUAAAGAUUAUUAAAGAAAACUAAA
This is a messenger RNA of Scatophagus argus, 2036 nucleotides long. RefSeq names its product ring finger protein 214 (gene rnf214). The coding region runs from base 193 to 1896 and encodes 567 amino acids. The transcript has 6 exons. Lineage: Eukaryota; Metazoa; Chordata; Actinopteri; Scatophagidae. Gene Ontology annotation, molecular function: ubiquitin-protein transferase activity. The record is from RefSeq and is a predicted model, not a curated record.